GCCGCUGCCGUACGUAUGCGCGAGUACAUACGUACAGUACGUAAGUACGUAUACACUUUUACCGGGCUGGUCGUCGCACGCGACGCCGAUUGAUUAUACACACAGGCCAGUAAUGAAAGCGUCCUCCUCGCGCGCGGAGGUGCUGUCAUGUAGCCCGCGGAACGUCCUCUUCGUCCUUUUUACGCCGGCGAACCGCCUGUCAGUGAAAACGACAUCGCAGACUCUGGUAGCUGCCGACCGACCCUCGGACCAAAACGAUCCUUGCCAAGGUCCAAACAUCUGAAUCCAACGCCAAACGCGAGUUAUGAACGUGAUCGUGCAUCUCGUUCUCCAGGUGAUCACAUAUCAGCUUGUAACAUGUCAAGGAGGUGGUGGACCAAGCACCUUCGGAUACGACGCGUCCUCGGCUUGCAGUAAACCGUAUUCUCGUUCCGGUCGCGCGCGGAUGGAAAAUCUACCCUGCGAUUUUCGAAGGCAAAAUUGGUGCACCAUCGCAGGCAACUCCUACCCUUGGCAUGCGGUCCGUCGUUUCGUGCACGAGAAUCAAGGAUUAAUGAGACGCAUGUAUGGCGAUGAAAGGCAUAUUAACGUGUUAAGAGCUGAAUUUGAGAAGAACGAGGUUGAAUUGAAAUAUGACGAUUAUUACCAUCAUUACUCAGAUGAUCACAGGAAAUAUCAAUACACGCACGAUUACGAGUACUUGGAGGAAGACAGUCUGAAGACCAGCGGGAACGAGUACGAGGGUCGUAGCUUCAACGAUAACGCUGCGAAACGGAUAAAUAAAUUCCCAAAAUUGAGCGAGUACACGAGGCCCCAUUUCCGACCGACCGAAAGGACCACCACCUCGACUUCCGCAACGACGGCCACAGCGACGACCACCUCGUCUUCCACCACCACCGUAUCUUCUAUCAAGGAAACGUCGUCACCGACGACACCAUCGACACCAGUUGCCUCGACUACAAAAUCGUCAGCAAGCUCGACGAGUAGCUCGACGAAUAAUACGAUCGAGAAGGAUGACUCGAUCGAAGAGAUAACGAUAUCGCCUACGGUGACGAGUUCUUACGCGGUGAGGGAACAGAACUUCAGCAUCAACGAGAUCUCCGAGCAGAUAGACAGAAUCGACGAGACGGUGGAGGAUACCGCGGAGGUCGUCGAAGUCUCCGAGGCAACUUCGGACGAGACGACGACUGUGAAUUUGUCGGAGACCACUGAACUACCGGACGAGCUCGAGGACCUGUUUGCCACGCCGAAAGAAACGACGGCGCAGGAGGACGAGGCGGCGCCGUCGUCCAGUUUGGACGAGCAGCAGGAGUUCAGGCCGCGGCCGGAAUAUCGACCGGCCAACAAGCCGGAAGCGUCGACGAUGGAGGGCCAGCUGUACCAGGACGUAGCCGCGAAGGACCAACAGGAACAACCGGUUCUCAAGCUACGAGGAGUGAAUGCUUGCCCCGUGAAAGAGGAAGUGGUUGCGCCUUUUUGGGCGAACAAUACAAGGGGCGAAGUACUAGCGCUUUUGAACCUAUAUCCUUUCGAGCAAUACGUUCACUGGGAAAAAUGCACACACGAGAACAAACAGAUGUAUUGCCGAGACGGAUGCAGAUGCGAGCAGCAGUACAGGCUUCAUCGGUUACUGGCUUACGAUCCCAACAACGAGUGUCGCGGUAUUUUCAGCGAUUGGUUCAAAUUCCCGAGCUGCUGUGUUUGCCGUUGCUACGACUUGCCCCUCGAGUUUCGUGUGACCUCCCGAUCGCCACGUACCCAAAAGCAACGAAUCAAAGUACAACCACCUCGUUACACGUAAGGAAGAAAUUUUAAUCUCUCGUCAUUAGACUGCAGAUUUUAUUGAUUUACAAAAAUACUGUGCAUUACAUCCAUAUAAAGAUUGCAUAUAAUGUAUAAAAAUAUACGGUAUAUAAAUAGUUAGAAUGCAUGUAAAUGAAACUGCGAUGCAUUUCUUUAACUGAAAUAAAAGUUUUAUUUUUCACAAAAAUCUGCAGUCUAUUCAUCAUUAUUACAAUUCAAAAUUUGCCAUAGGUAUUAGUUUUAUGAUGCGGUUUGUACAUAAGAGAAAAUUGAACGUGUGUUAGAUAUAAAAAAAGUUAUUUCAUUUAACAGUAAAUGGUGCCUCGAUUGUUAUCA
Ceratina calcarata is the source of this 2139-nucleotide messenger RNA. RefSeq names its product Spaetzle domain-containing protein 4 (gene spz4). The coding region runs from base 305 to 1801 and encodes 498 amino acids. Lineage: Eukaryota; Metazoa; Arthropoda; Insecta; Hymenoptera; Apidae. Gene Ontology annotation, molecular function: Toll binding; growth factor activity. The transcript is spliced from 6 exons. Gene Ontology annotation, biological process: central nervous system formation; innate immune response. Gene Ontology annotation, cellular component: extracellular region. The record is from RefSeq and is a predicted model, not a curated record.